AUGUUCUCCCCGGUGGAUCCAGUUUUGCUACCAAUAUUUAGUAGCCCAUGGCCCACUUUAAUUAUUCUAUCGAGCUAUCUGCUCUUCGUCCUAAAAGUGGGCCCCAAGCUCAUGAAGAAUCGUGAGCCCUUUGAUCUGCGUGGAGUAAUUAAGGUCUACAAUAUAUUUCAAAUCGUCUACAACAGUUGGAUGUUUUUAUACACAAUUCACUUUUUGUUUGUCUUGAGGGCCUACGACUUGGGCUGUAUGAAUACUCUUCCACUGGACCACGAGCACAAGGAUAGAGAGCGGUACUUUAGUAACCUAUAUUUGAUUAACAAGUUCAUCGACUUGGUGGAAACGGUAUUUUUCAUUCUGCGGAAGAAGGACCGGCAGAUAUCCGUACUGCAUGUCUUCCAUCACGUUAGCAUGCCCUUUGCUGUAUAUAUUGGUAUCAUAUAUAAUGGCUACGGUGGCAUAGCUACGUCUUAUUGCCUAAUGAACGUUAUGGUACACGUGUUAAUGUACACCUACUACUAUCUUUCGUCUGUAAGCGAAUCUGUGCAGAAGAGCCUGUGGUGGAAAAAGUACAUCACAAUCUCCCAAAUGGUGCAAUUCGCCAUCAUUCUAGCCUGUAUCACUUACUCGUUAUCCCAGCCCGACUGCACUGUCCCCAAGGUGACGUCAUACUUGUCUGGAAUACUAGCUUUCUCCUUCCUGAUGUUGUUCACUAACUUUUACGUGAGAACCUAUGUGCUUGCCGACCGCAAACGUCGUGAUUAGCCAAUCGAACUGUAUGGUUGUAAAAAUAUAUUUAAGUUUCUUUUUGAAGCAAAUAUACAUAUUUAAAACAGGGGA
This is a messenger RNA of Drosophila bipectinata, 837 nucleotides long. Its product is annotated as very long chain fatty acid elongase F-like. The record is from RefSeq and is a predicted model, not a curated record. Gene Ontology annotation, cellular component: endoplasmic reticulum membrane. Gene Ontology annotation, molecular function: fatty acid elongase activity. Lineage: Eukaryota; Metazoa; Arthropoda; Insecta; Diptera; Drosophilidae. Gene Ontology annotation, biological process: fatty acid elongation, monounsaturated fatty acid; sphingolipid biosynthetic process; very long-chain fatty acid biosynthetic process.